Molecule: messenger RNA, 2756 nt
Organism: Conger conger (European conger)
Lineage: Eukaryota; Metazoa; Chordata; Actinopteri; Anguilliformes; Congridae
Product: ependymin-like
Exons: 6
Coding region: 108-758 (216 amino acids)
Biological process (GO): cell-matrix adhesion
Cellular component (GO): lysosome; extracellular region
Molecular function (GO): calcium ion binding
Source: RefSeq, a predicted model, not a curated record
GUGGCUUAGUGCUCUGAUAUUUAAAACGGCGUCAGAAUCACGGCUCUGCUAGCUCCAAGAGCACAGCUACUCCAGAAGGAUCGAAAGUUGCCAUUAUUUCAGGCAACAUGCAUGUCCCGAUAUCGCUCUCUGUCUGUUUUGUCUUGGCUGCGACUGUCGUGGCUCAAAAGCCUCAUCCUUGCAAAUCUCCACCUUUAAUGGUUGGACGUCUCAGCUUGAUUUAUCCCAAGGGGGAGAUGUUUGUGUAUGAAAGAUUUACCUAUGAUGCUCUGGGAAAGAGGAUAAGGCUUAGGGCACAAGGGGUGGAGCACAACCACUCCUUCUAUGAAGACUUGCUGAUGCUCUUCAGAGAGGGUGUGGUGUAUCAAAUCUCCUACAAAAACCAAACCUGCACAAAGAAGCCCAUGGACAUGCCCUUUCAGCCAAUAGAAAUCCCCCAGGAUGCCACGCUCCAGUCCCAGAUCAUCCUUGGGAGCUCCUCUGGUCCUGGACAGGGGCUGCUGGUCAAUAACUGGAUGGGAGAAAUUCCUGAACAGAAAGCAAAGUUCUACACAACGUUCACGGAGUUUGGGUGCCUCCCCCUCUCAAGCCUUUACACCACCGAUGAGACCGGAUGGAUUUUAUCAAGUUUCUUUGACAUUCUGAUCGGGAUUGACGACCCCCAGGACUUCAUUCCUCCUGAUUUCUGUGACACAACAAAACCAGUGGACAAUGAACUGGUGGUGACUGACUUCUUUGAAGCCCUUAAAAAUAAUUAACAAUGGGAGAAAAUGAAAUAGUCUCAGUUAAAUGCCUGUGAAUUUAUUCACAGUUAGUAUACUGAAUGUGUGCUUCUUUUUACAGUUGAUCUAGCAGAGAAUGUCAUUAUUAUAUUGAUUUUGUUUAAUCUAGUCUCGUGAAUAUUACACAACUCAGAACAUGUGAAGCUUGAGGGAUGACUAAUUUGGUGUUUUGGGUAUAAACCUGUAUGCUUUAAUUAUGCUGAAGGGGUGAAUUCUGAAACAAUUCCCAUGGUUACUGUACAGAAAAAGAGGAGUUAAAUACCUGAAAUGUCUUCUUUGAUAAAAUUGCUGGUAGUGCCCUUACAUUGAUGAUAUUACAUUACAUUACAAGCAUUUAGUAACACCACAUUAUCCACGUACACUUUUUACCUAUUUAACUUACAUAUUAGUUUCCAUUGCCAAUGUUUUAAAUCAGGUAAACUACAGGAAAAUUUUAACAUAAUGUUUCAGAACAAAACUAUGCAAUCAGUACUUGCAAUCUGGGCUGCGUUUCCCGAAGCCUUCUUAACGCUUUGUCGUUCCUAAGUUAUACCUUAAGCUCUACCUUAACAUCUCAGUGUGUUUCCCAAAACGUUCUUAGUUAAGUAUACCUUCUGUACGUCCUACUUUCGUAAGGUUGGUCUGGACCACUCUUAGCUAUACCUUAGCGAUGUUGUCAGCUAGUGGCCACCACUGGCAAGUCUCUGAUAUCAGCUGUUGCUCUUAGUUAGCGACAUGUCAAUCUGUUAAGCAAUAUGGACACUAAUAAUUCUACCAUUGCAGUUGGCUAAUACUAUUACUAAAAUACCACAUUCAUGGGACUGUUUUCGUGUAAAUAAUAAAAUUCUACAUUACGAAGGAUGGAUGUUGCACUUUAUUGAACAUGUUGCCCAAUAGCCUUUUAAAUGAUAUUUAUAAACUGGCGAUUUCCCACUCCCUCUGUGUUCUGGAGCGAUGUAUAACCAUAGUUAUUUAUUUGUUUUAUUGGACACCGUCGUCCUAAAACUGGAAAAUAAUGUUUCUUUAUUCAGCGCCACGUCUUCGGUCAAUAUUUCAAUUUCGUUUGCUUUUUUUUUGGCCAUAGCUUAUGUUCUUUUCAUGUUGGUGUGUUUUGCUUGUUGGUGCGCUUUUUUGAAGGUCAGCUAAUCAGAGAAAACAGUGAAUUACACAGGUCAUGUGAUGGCGCUUCUGGCAAAUGAACCGUGAUUGCAAAGUCAUUUAAGGCACCUGACAAAGAUAUGAAAAUAAUGUAAAUAAAAAAUUGCAUGCCAAAGAAGGCAUAAUGCUAGGUGGCGUAGCUGGAGGUGUGAUACCAGAAUCUGAUAUCACAGACCGUAUGUAUAAUUUGGUGAAACAGAGUAUAUAUAUAUAUAUUUUUUUUUUAAUUCUAUUUUUAAUUCUAUUAAUAAGUUCCCACCAGUUGUGAUAAAUGCAUCAUUUUUAAGUAAUCCUGCAGUGUUUUAUUAAUAAAGAACACUACUUUCUCUCAUAACGCAGUCAUCAAGCAGUCGCUGCAUGGAGUGAAUAAUCGAUCUUAGAAAGGUUGAUGGGCCUAGUAACGUCGCAUGUAGAAGCUAUCCCUUAAGCAACCUCCUAAGGGAUAGUUUGGGGAACACGCCGAGAAAAGUAAACAGCUUUAGUAAGGUAUACCUUUCGAGUGUUCGUAAAACGCUAAGAGACACCGUUAUCGGGAAACGCGGCCCUGGACUCGAUUGGCUAAACAGUUCUAUGACCAUGUGCACAAUCUCAGCUCAAUCAGGGUAGAGGGCAUGUGACUGAAAAGCAAAAAUAUUAUUGGAGGUAAACAUUUUUCCCCACCUACCUUGGUUGAAUUAAAUUGACCAGCCAAUUUAUCAAGACGUGUGAAAUGCUACCAUAUGUGAUGUGAACUGCCUUGUUCAUGAUAUAGCUGCAUAUGUAUUUUUAAUUUUUUUUACAAUUCUGUACUAAUGUGAAAUAUUCAAAUACACACAAUAAAAAAACUAUAUAACAGCA